ACGCAUUUAUUUUAUUCUUGUUCUUGUUCAUGUUCCUUAUCUUACGAGUCAAUACAAAAGCACACUAUUUAUACAAGAUCCCCAAUUUCUCUAUUUUUCCUCCGUUUCUAUUGCAAUUUCUCAAUUACUACGUCGUAUUCUGCAAAUUCAAACUGGGUCUUGGUUUUCUGAAAGAUGGGAGGUGGCAAGGACAAGCACCAUGAUGAAUCUGACAAAGGAAUUUUUUCACAGCUUGCUCAUGGGGUAGCUGGUGCAGCACAUGGUGGACAUGGGUACCCACCUGGGGCUUACCCACCACCACCUGGGGCAUACCCUCCGCACCAAGGGUACCCUCCACAACAUGGGUAUCCUCCGGCUGGGUACCCUCCACAUCAAGGUUACCCUCCUGCUGGUUACCCACCAGCUGGUUAUCCUGGUUCAUCUCAUGCACCAGGUUCUCAUGGGCACGGCGGCAUGGGAGCAAUGCUCACCGGGGGUGCUGCCGCGGCUGCUGCUGCUUAUGGUGCUCACCAUGUCUCUCAUGGCUCCCAUGGCUCCUAUGGCCAAUAUGCUGCACAUGGUGCUCACAUGCCCCAUGGAAAAUUCAAGCAGCAUGGAAAGCACGGCAAGUUCAAGCAUGGAAAGCAUGGCAAGUUUGGCAAGCAUGGAAAGCAUGGCAAAUUCGGCAAGCAUGGUGGUGGGUUCAAGAAGUGGAAGUGAAGAAUGUGUAUCUAACUAUGAUUCUAAAAUGCAGCUCUGUGUAGAGCUUAAAUCUUUAUAAUAAACCAUACUUUGGAUGAUGAAAUCAAUCGAUCUAUGAGAUUAUGAUACUUGACCCCUUGUUUUC
This is a messenger RNA of Glycine soja, 826 nucleotides long. RefSeq names its product glycine-rich protein A3-like. The transcript is spliced from 3 exons. The record is from RefSeq and is a predicted model, not a curated record. Lineage: Eukaryota; Viridiplantae; Streptophyta; Magnoliopsida; Fabales; Fabaceae. Bases 175 to 699 code for a protein of 174 amino acids.